Messenger RNA from Suillus discolor, 336 nucleotides. RefSeq lists its product as uncharacterized. The record is from RefSeq and is a predicted model, not a curated record. The coding region runs from base 1 to 336 and encodes 111 amino acids. NCBI's taxonomy places the organism in Eukaryota, Fungi, Basidiomycota, Agaricomycetes, Boletales, Suillaceae. The transcript has 4 exons.
AUGUCGCGCAUGCUCAACGGCUGCUUCAUCAGUCGCAGGAUAUGCACAUUCUGGAUCGUUUCUGACAUUGAUAUCUUAGAGGCGGGCCGCAUCGGCUUCGUAGGACCGUUCAACCGCGAACAUCAAGAUUUACAGCCGGAUGGAGAUCAACAAUAUCCAAAGACUGCGAAUGGGAGAAUCAGGGUGAAAAAGGUUCUGCUGGUAUCCGGAUCGGACAAAUCAACAAAUACCAAUGCUGUGCCCGGUGACAAGGAUCCAGGAUGCCCUUAUGGCUGCGGAUGGAAGGAUCAGACAGAUGAUGAAUCGGUACCCAUCACCGCAUUGGAAGAUCCUUGA